Bradysia coprophila is the source of this 1421-nucleotide messenger RNA. It is a transcript of the gene v, whose product is annotated as Tryptophan 2,3-dioxygenase vermilion. Lineage: Eukaryota; Metazoa; Arthropoda; Insecta; Diptera; Sciaridae. The record is from RefSeq and is a predicted model, not a curated record. Gene Ontology annotation, molecular function: L-tryptophan 2,3-dioxygenase activity; metal ion binding; heme binding.
AUAUUAGAAUCAAUUCGUCAAAGGCUUCAUUAGUCUGUUUGUAACAUUUGUAGUGGUCUGUUGUUGUUGUUGACCUCCUACAUAUUUCAUAUUUAACUUGUGUGUUUUUAAUAGUCAAUUACCGCCAUGAGUUGUCCCAUGCGAAAUUCCGAUUUUUCGGCAAAAAGUGGUAGCGAUGCCAAUCGUAAUGGAAUGUUAUACGGCGAAUACUUAGUUCUGGAUAAAUUGUUAAGCGCACAACGGAUGCUGUCGACGGAACACGAUAGACCUGUCCAUGAUGAGCAUCUGUUCAUCAUCACACAUCAAGCUUAUGAGUUAUGGUUCAAACAGAUUAUUUACGAACUGGACUCAAUACGGCAACUAUUCGAUAGUGAAAUGAUUGAGGAAUCGAGGACACUGGACAUUUUGAAGCGACUUAAUCGGAUUGUGUUGAUUUUGAAGCUUUUGGUGGACCAAGUACCCAUUUUAGAAACCAUGACUCCGCUGGAUUUCAUGGACUUUCGAAAUUAUCUGUCAACAGCGUCCGGAUUCCAAAGUCUCCAAUUUCGGAUGAUAGAAAAUAAGUUGGGCAUCAAGCCGGAGCAUCGCAUAAAGUACAACAAAACAAUGACCGAGACGGUGGGUGCGGAUCCGAAAAUAUUAGAGCAGCUGGAAAUUUCGUUAAAAGAUCCUUCCCUAUCCGAUUUGGUUCAGAAUUGGCUGGAACGAACACCGGGAUUGGAAGCGGAUGGCUUCAAUUUUUGGGAAAAGUUUCGUAAAAGUGUUGAACAGGUGCUAGAUGACCAGGAAACUGAAGCUAAGGAAGAACCAGACGAGGACUUUCGAAACUAUCGGCUAAUGGAUAUAUUGAAGCGACGAGAGGUUUACCUAUCGAUUUUCGAUCAAAAUGUCCACGAUGCGUUGGUGUCUCGCGGUGAACGUCGAUUUACCUAUAAAGCGCUACAAGGGGCAAUUAUGAUAACAUUGUACCGAGACGAGCCACGUUUUAGUCAGCCACAUCAAAUUCUUACUUUGCUGAUGGACAUCGACUCGUUCAUCACCAAAUGGAGAUACAAUCACGUGAUAAUGGUUCAGAGAAUGAUCGGCUCUCAGCAACUUGGUACCGGUGGAUCGUCAGGUUAUCAAUAUCUAAAGUCAACGCUUAGUGAUCGCUACAAAGUCUUCUUGGACUUAUUCAAUUUGUCAACAUUUUUGAUACCGAGAGAAAGCAUUCCACCUCUUACAAAGCAUAUGCAAAAUAAGCUCAACAUUGGUGAUCAGAAUUCUACCAAUGGAAGUGCGUAAUUGUCGUAAAAUUCAUAUGAAGUACAUUCGGCUUGAGAACUUAAUUUUCCUUACACAGACUGUUUUGCUGGUAGAGUAAAUUUAUGCAACCAACUUGUUAAAAGUCGAAAAAUAAAAGAAAAUUUCUUCAUUUUGUC